This is a messenger RNA of Drosophila nasuta, 989 nucleotides long. RefSeq names its product tRNA N(3)-methylcytidine methyltransferase METTL6. The annotation marks the transcript as partial. The record is from RefSeq and is a predicted model, not a curated record. The transcript has a single exon. NCBI's taxonomy places the organism in Eukaryota, Metazoa, Arthropoda, Insecta, Diptera, Drosophilidae.
CUAAAUGAAAUGGAACCUGAUAUAAUUACUAAUCGAACGAAAGAGCUAACUGCUGACGAAAAAGAUAAGCUAGAAGAGCAGAACAAGCGCCUGGUACCUGAGUUCAAAGCAAAUAAAUUGGAGAUUGAUGCCCAGAGACACUGGGACUUAUUCUACAAGAGAAAUGAGACGCGGUUUUUUAAGGAUCGUCAUUGGACAACGCGCGAAUUCCAGGAACUGCUGGCUGACCAGGCAAGUGCACCAACUGGUCCACAAGAGAAGCGUACUCUCUUGGAAGUAGGUUGCGGUGUUGGAAAUCUAGUAUUUCCAUUACUAGAGGAACAGAUAAAGGAAGAAACAAAUGCUGGAUUCUAUUUCUAUGCUUGUGACUUUUCUCCACGUGCUGUGGAAUUUGUGCGUUCCAAUUCCCUCUACGAUACCAAGCACAUAACAGCGUUUCAAUGUGACAUUACGUCGCAACAGGUUCAUGAGCACAUUGCACCCGAAAGCUUGGAUGUGUGCACAAUGAUUUUUGUACUGUCCGCCAUUCAUCCGGAUAAAUUCAAAGCAGUAAUUGCGAACCUUGGGAAAUUGCUCAAACCGGGUGGCUUGGUGUUGUUCCGAGAUUAUGGGCUCUACGAUAUGGCACAACUGCGCUUCAAGCCGGGCCACAAAAUUGCCGAGAAUCUCUAUAUGCGGCAGGACGGCACACGCAGUUACUACUUCGCUGAGCAGGAAUUGGCACAGCUCUUCAACGACAGCGAUUUCGAGGUGAUUAGCAAUAACUAUGUGCAUCGACGAACCUUAAAUCUGAAGGAGGGAAUCGAUGUGCCGCGCAUCUUUCUGCAGGGAAAAUUCAGAAAACGGAUAAAGUCGCAAUGAUUAAGUAUCAUAACACUCAUUCGUCAGUUCCCUUUCAUUUAGGUAUACAUAUAUAUAUAUAUUUCUUUAGUUUAAAUCAAUAUUAACAUUGGUUGUAAGUCAACGUUCAAUAAAUAUUUUGUAUGUAU